Molecule: messenger RNA, 991 nt
Organism: Drosophila novamexicana
Lineage: Eukaryota; Metazoa; Arthropoda; Insecta; Diptera; Drosophilidae
Product: josephin-like protein
Exons: 2
Coding region: 234-806 (190 amino acids)
Biological process (GO): protein deubiquitination
Molecular function (GO): cysteine-type deubiquitinase activity
Source: RefSeq, a predicted model, not a curated record
UUUUAGGUAAAAUUGUUUUAAAAUAAUUCUUAUGAUUAAGGACUUCAAUUGAUUGUCUUUACUGAACCAGAAAAUUAGAUUGAUUAUAUGACUUCACAUGCGUCGUAUCGUGUAAACUUUAAGCACGUGCAAGUAUGUGUGUACAAUAUACAGACGUACACAACUAAACAUAUUGUCAACAACAAAGUAAAAACUAACUAACUGAACAUAAACUGCUAUUAACCAAAAUAUCUAUGCCAACAUCACCUGUUUACCACGAAAAGCAAACGAGGCAACUAUGUGCCUUACACGCACUCAACAAUCUCUUCCAAGGUGACCAAUCCUACACUAAGGAAGAAUUGGACGACAUUUGCUGCAAUCUGAGCCCAAAUGUUUGGAUAAAUCCACACCGUUCCGUGCUGGGACUUGGAAACUACGAUAUCAAUGUCAUUAUGACCGCGUUGCAGAGGCGAAACUGCGAAGCAAUUUGGUUUGAUAAGAGAAAAGACCCAUCGAUUAUUGACUUGGAUUCAAUUGUUGGCUUUAUACUGAACAUUCCAUCUGAUUAUAAGUUCGGAAUUAUAACACUGCCUUUGCGUAGACGGCAUUGGAUAGCCGUGCGUCGCAUCGAUGACCUUUACUACAACCUGGACUCCAAGCUGCAACAGCCGGAACUUCUUGGAAACGAGGCGGACAUGCUUCAAUUCCUACGGGAGCAACUUUCCGAGGAGGGACAGCAACGUGAGCUCUUUCUGGUACUUCAACGGAAAAGUGAGGAGAAAAAUGCUCAGCGUUGGAUAAAACAGUCUUCUCUUAAUGCCGUUUGACCAGGACAAGGAUAAUAUUUAAAUUCUAGUCAAUAUAUUAUUUUUUACGCAUCAAUUACUCAAAUUAUCAAUGUACGUACUUGAUGAAAAUUCACUGUGUGAAUGUGUUAAAAAAUUGGAUAAUUGUGGCUCAAUUUAAAUGUAAAUAGCAUCGGUUAAAAUUUGUAUUAAAAGAGCUGACCUGA